UACUCAGCUAAUUACUCAGUUACUCACUCAGCUCUUUACUGAUCAAUCUAGGUCAAAUAAAUCUGGAGUCUUAAAUUGAACUUGUUCAAUUUCACAAAUCUAGUUAUUAUUGGCAAUCCUACAUUGAUAUUAGAUGAGAUUCAGUUUAUUCAAGAAUAAUGUACAAGAAAUAUUUUAAUCAUUAUGAAAGUGGAGGACACCAUUGAUGUCAUAUUUAUUAUACUAACAGCGACUAUAGGAAUACCGGGAAACAUUUUGAUAAUUGUCGCAAUUAUUUAUGACAAGAGACUUCGAGUGUUACCUAACAUAUUCACAGGAAGCAUCGCCAUUGCUGAUAUUAUUAUCCUAGUAACUGCAAAUCCAACAAUUGUAAUCAGCAUACAAAAUGAUGGAAAUGUUUUAUCAGAUACAUUCUGCCAAUUGGGCGGAGCUAUGGUUAAUCUCAGCUGUGGAGUGUCAAUCAACACUUUUGCAGUUCUUGCCGUGAAUCGCUACAUGUACAUUUGCAACAAGAAAAUGUAUGAAAAAUACUUUAAUAGUUUCCUCAAAUCUAUGAUGUUUGCAGUAGCUGCAUGGAUAUAUAUUGUGUUAUGGAUGUUGCCUAGCUACACUGGAUGGACCCAAACAGCAUAUAUGGACAAACAAUACUUUUGUGCAAUUGAUCACACAUUCAAAGUGCCAUAUACAAUGCUUUUAUCGAGUGUCGGAAUUGGUCUACCAGCAUUAGUGACAUUUGCCACCUAUAUGAAAAUAUAUCUGGUGGUACGCAAAAGCUCUAAAUCUGUUCAAAGUCACAAUGUUAACUCAUCAUCUAAUAAUGAUGCAAACAAAAAGGCCAGGAUUGACAAGCAAUUUAAACAAAUUAUAGUUUUCGUUAUUGUCUCUAUGAUGUUUGUUGUAUUAUGGGCACCCUAUGCAAUUUCCAUUCUAUUCGAUAUGAAUAAUAGUGUACCAAUGUGGAUAAUGAGGCUGGUAACGAGGAUUGCAGAUGUGAACUCUUGCAUAAACUGUUUCAUUUAUGGAGUCAUGAACAAACAUUUCAGAAAUGCCUACAGAAAGAUUAUGUUCUUCUGGAGGAAGGCCGAUUCCAAUGAGACACAUACAGUUCAAACUCCUGUGGACUAAUCCUUGAUAGCACACAGUGUCAAUAGGUGGUGAUAGACCCUGUCCCAUAUUUAGAAACAAUUGAUUUUAAAAAUAGAUGUGAAAAAUUACAGUACAGUAAACAAUAAA
Molecule: messenger RNA, 1233 nt
Organism: Owenia fusiformis
Lineage: Eukaryota; Metazoa; Annelida; Polychaeta; Sabellida; Oweniidae
Source: the annotation of a GenBank genome assembly